AUGGCGCAACCCAUCAAAGGCCCCGGUCUCCUCUACGUGAAAGCCUGCAUCAAUCCCUCACCUAGCAACCCCCUCACGGAACCGGAGUACAUGCACUGGUAUGAUGAUGACCACAUCGCCGAAAUAGUUGCAACCUCUGGCAUGCCCAACGCUUUCCGGUACUUUCACGUCGACAAAACUCCAGACAAUGGAAAGCCAACGCCCGAAUGCCCACGACCCUACCUAGCCUUCUAUCCGAUGCCUGAUCUAGCGUUCACACAAGGCCAGGAGUUCAAAAGCAUUAGGGUCAAAAGUCGCAAGCAAGCGGAGAAUGUUUCCAAGUUGGAUCACUACCAACGCUCCUUACGCUUCAGGCUGCUGUAUGCCCGGACCAACGCCCAGUCACGCAUUUUGAAGGGACUUGCGCCAGCGACUGACGAGCCGCUGCCUGAGCCGCCAACAUGGUUGCAGUUUCAUGAGUUUUCUGCGGAACCGCAAUCCGACGUGAGGUCCACGAUCAGGGACGACGCGCACGAGGUGCUGAAGAACGCAAAGCAAAGCGAGACGCACGGCUAUAGGCUGCAGAGAGCACACGGAAAGAAGAAGUUCUUCGAAGACGCAGAAAAUGGCGCACCUUGA
Messenger RNA from Didymosphaeria variabile, 618 nucleotides. RefSeq lists its product as uncharacterized. NCBI's taxonomy places the organism in Eukaryota, Fungi, Ascomycota, Dothideomycetes, Pleosporales, Didymosphaeriaceae. The transcript is spliced from 2 exons. The coding region runs from base 1 to 618 and encodes 205 amino acids. The record is from RefSeq and is a predicted model, not a curated record.